UGAAAGUGUCUUGUCGUUUCUUCCUUCGAUUCCUCCGGUUACGUGCUAUCUUGUCUGUCGGACUUCACGCCUCGCACUAGAACUAGCGCGGUAAGUUACUAAGUGUUGGCUCUGAACGGACUUGAGCACAGGCAGGCUAUACGAUUGUCCUUUUGAUCCUGCCUUGUCCAGAGCAUUCUCUUCAAGUUCUCGUCUUCAUUGCCGCUACCAGCCGUGAGGCCAUAAUGUCGAACCUUGAGGUUUUUGGAGCCGUUGCUACCCUCGUAUCAGCGUUCCAUGGCGGUGCCGAGCUGAUUCCGCGGAUAAAGACGAGGAAAGGGCGGCGCGGCAGCAAGACGCAGAACGAAGAAUCUGAAAGAAAGCAGCUCCAAAAGUCUCUUGAGACAGCAGAAUCCGAAAUCGGCUCCCAUUAUGCUGCCCAUAUUGAGAGACUCGGGGACAUGGUGAGGAUUGGUGAUGUCAUCGCACGCGACCGCCUACUCCACAUUGCUGUUGUAAUCCAGACGGAUAUUAUCAUGAGUCUGCAGCUCGCAGUAAAAUACGAGAAUGCGCCACUAGACCUCAAGGCCCUUGAUGAGGCGUCGACAACAAACAAGAAGGACGCAGUCGACGCCCUAGACGAGUUGAAACAGAGGAUUCUGCUUAGGAGCCCGUGGCCACGGACAUUUGCAGGCACGCCUGAAGAUUCAAGUAACACGCGGGACUCGAUCCAGUCUGUGCAAACAUUACGGAGUCCUGCUUCCAGCCUCGCUGUAGACAGCCAUGUCUCGAAAGGAGAUUCGCAAGAUGCAAAGACCGGCUUAGCCCGCUACUUUGCCAUGAAACGGCGAAACGACAGUGUAUCAUCCAUUACUUCUACCAAAGCCCCCCAGCCUCUUACCUCUGACGGUGCCAACUUCCAUCCGGCGCUCAGUCACCUCUUGCAAGGCAAAACACCGGAGGAGCGGACGUCAGUCAUGAAGGAUAUUGACGAAAUUAUCGCUGCGUACCAAGGGUUGCGGGUGGAAGGGGACCGGGCAGACGCUUUCGCUAUACUGACUGGAAGUCAUGAUGGACCGAAACGGGAUACGCUGGCCGUAUUGAUGGGCGGAGACAAGAGGGAUACAGUGGGCUUGCACAAAGAGGCACUGCAGCUACUCAGGGAUCUCCCUCCCACCCCUGGGGAACGACAGGAGAACUUUCAAUACCCCGCCUACAACCAUAAUAUUCUCAACGAGGACGACGGGCGCCGGUUGAGCCAAUGGAUAGAGAAGCGGAAUGACGCACCCGCGCCGCCAGUACAGUCGCGAUGGUCGACCACCUCAGCCUCAAGCUCAGUAUACUCCCAGCGCACAGUAAAUUCCGACCCUCCUUCCCUAUAUCACUGCGACUCUACAUCCUCGCGUGGAUCGCCAAUCUCCCCCACCGAGCCGGAGACUCCUCACCCUUUCUUCUCCACCUACCGUAGUAACCCGGUGCAAGCCACCGUGCCUCCCGGGUUUUAUGACAACACGCACCAGGCUCGAGAGUCAUUACCCAGUCACAUUGCCGCCCAUCUCCGAACGCAGGGUCUGCCCAUUGCACCUCCUGUACCCUCCCAAAUGAACACACGUCCCGUCGCGCCAUUCUCGACCCCGCUACGCACCCUUACACCUCCCAAUGCGUCCUUCACAGUCCCACCGCGACCACGAACGCCAGUCAGGGACACACCAGUCUGGAACCCCAACAGCGGACUCCCAACAAGCAGCAUGCGCCUGCCAUUCGCCCCAGGGCAAGACCGCUCCAGCAUAAUCCCCUCUCCUCUCGCCCCAGCUCGCUCCAGUUCAGGCCCCAACCUCGCCAUCACCACUAGCACCAUCCUCGGCCCCACCGCCGACCAACAAAAGAUGAUGGACGGCCGUCCCUGCAAAAGCAACAACUACUGGGGCUUCUGCAAAGGCGCGUGGGCAGUCCGCGAAGAUUUGAAGAAGGGCCUGGGUCUCGAAACGCGGCCCGAGGGUAUGUACAAUACCUCGCAAAUUUGGACCUGUAAACACUGCUCCUUCUCUGGCGCUUCGUUCAGCACCCCGCACCCCACCAAGAAAAACAAGAAAGAGGUGGUUGUCGACCCGAAUAUCUACGUCUCCGCUGUUGGCAUCCGCUACCGCUGGAUUUUCCUCGCCAAGUCCCACGUCAAGAAGAGAUCGCCCGCUUCCUCCGAUCCUUCGGGCACGAAGUCCGUGGCGGCGAAGAAGGGGGCUAUGGAUGAGGGCUGCAACUACGGGUGCGUGAUUUGCAGUGUCGAGGGCAAUGUGACGGGCAUCUUUGGCAAUGUGGAAACACUGAUGAAUCAUGUGUUUAUGGAGCACGUGCGACCGGGCGGCAUGAGCGAGAGCGCGCUGGCGAGAAGCAAGUGCGUCAUGGGGAGGAUGGCGGGCGCGGAUGAGGAGUGGGAUAUCAAUAUUCCCGUGGAGAACGUGCUGCAGGUUUGAGAUCGAAGCUCGUGCUUUCAACGGAGCAGAUCUAGGGGUUCUUUUUCCUGUCAGGUUCCUUUCGUUGGACUAUUUCUUUACUAGGCCGAUCCUCUUUUUCU
Molecule: messenger RNA, 2551 nt
Organism: Trematosphaeria pertusa
Lineage: Eukaryota; Fungi; Ascomycota; Dothideomycetes; Pleosporales; Trematosphaeriaceae
Exons: 3
Coding region: 225-2450 (741 amino acids)
Source: RefSeq, a predicted model, not a curated record